CGCACGCAGAUGCACGACUCUCUGCACUUCAUUUCAAAUCAGCACAAACUGCAAGGUUUAUUUUGAUGGACGCUGUAACAAAGACUUUUAUUUUAACACAUCUGGACGCUCCUCAAUAACCUGCCUCGUGCCAUCACCGCGCGCAACUGGACACGUCGGCUCCUCCACCUUCACAAAGUCUCCCUGUGGUUUACGAACUGGAAUGAGAGACUGGAGUGAUUAGACCGCGUCCACCGCUUUUUUUCCCUCAACGUCUCAAGUGCGUGUGCACAUCCAUCGUCUCUCAUCGUGCAACGCUUCUCUGGGUUUUGUCUUUCAGGAGACAGACUCAUUUCGAGGCGACCCAAAGUUCCGCAGGCGCAGUUCUCCUCCACAGCGGUGCAGGGGUCUGGCUCGGCUGCUGCCGCUGCACUUGCCAAUAGACAGAUAGCAUCGGCUGUAGGAGGGGAUACAGAGACUCCUGCAGGCUAAUUGUAGCGGCCAGUGUUCGCAGGUGUAUCACUGAUCCGCCUGUGAGGGACUUGGAGCUUCAUCCUGACCGAGACGCGCUCAGACUUGUGAGUAACAGAGAGAGAGAGCGAGAGAGAGAGAGAGAAAUCCUGGAAGAAUGUCGCACCAAGUACAAUGAGCGCAGAUUUGUCGCAGACACCAAAAUCCAUAUAUGCUCCGUCGAAUUCAGUUUUUAGGAGCAAUUCAGAGCCGUCUUUGGAAUUUUAAAAAAGUGGAUCCAACGACUUUACAACCAUGCGAAAUACUUGGCUGUGUCCCCGGAGCGCGAUUUGGGAAUACUGGACCUCGCUGAUUCUAUGUCUCUUUUGGAUUCAGUACUCUUACGGGAUGCCUCAUGUUAUUCGAAUAGGUGGGAUUUUCGAGCAAACAGAUGGACCUGUUUCACUUGUCAGCGCGGAGGAGCUUGCCUUUAAAUUUGCUGUCAAUAACAUCAACAGAAACAGGACUUUGUUGCCAAACACAACAUUAACAUAUGACAUACAGAGGAUUAAUAUCUACGACAGCUUUGAGGCAUCGAGGAAAGCUUGCGACCAGCUGUCUUUAGGAGUGGUUGCAAUAUUUGGGCCCUCACACAGCUCAUCGUCAAAUGCUGUGCAGUCCAUCUGCAAUGCGUUGGAAGUGCCGCACGUCCAGGUGCGAUGGAAACACCACCCUCUGGACAACAGGGACGCCUUCUACGCAAACCUUUACCCGGAUUACUCAUCACUCAGCUAUGCCAUCCUGGACUUAGUGCAGUUUCUCAAAUGGAAAACAGCCACCGUGGUAUAUGAUGACAGCACAGGCCUUAUAAGGCUACAGGAGCUGAUAAUGGCCCCGUCCAGGUACAACAUCAGGCUAAAGAUACGUCAGCUUCCUCUUGACUCGCAGGACACGAGACCCCUUCUCAAAGAAAUGAAGAGAAGUCGCGAGUUCCGCAUCAUCUUCGACUGCAGUCACCAAAUGGCGGCACAGAUUCUCAAACAGGCACAGACCAUGGGGAUGAUGACAGAGUAUUACCACUAUAUCUUCACCACUCUGGACCUGAUGGCCAUUGACCUGGAGCCAUAUCGCUUCUGUGGUGUCAACAUGACCGGCUUCCGCAUCCUCAACGUGGAUAAUCCCCAGGUUGCAUCCAUUGUGGAGAAAUGGUCGAUGGAGAGGCAGCUACCACACAAACCUGACUCGGGCCUGCUGGAGGGCAUCAUGACGACAGAUGCAGCUCUGACCUAUGAUGCGGUCCACAUUGUAUCCGUGUCAUACCAGCACGCUCCGCAGAUGACAGUCAACUCGCUGCAGUGCCACCGCCACAAACCCUGGAGAUUUGGAGGUCGCUUCAUGAGUUUCAUCAAAGAGUCCCACUGGGAUGGUUUGACCGGGAGACUCUCAUUCAACAAGACAACUGGUCUUCGUACAGACUUCGACCUGGACAUCGUCAGUCUAAAGGAGGACGGACUUGAAAAGGUGGGGAAGUGGAGUCCGUCAGGGGGUCUUAACAUCACAGAAGCGCCAAAGCGAAAGGGGAUGAACAUCACCGAUUCCCUGGCUAACCGCUCCCUCGUCAUCACCACCAUCCUGGAGGAGCCAUAUGUCAUGCUUAAGAAGUCUGACAAGGCGCUGGUUGGGAACGACCGCUUCGAAGGGUUUUGCAUCGACUUGUUAAAAGAGCUCUCCAACAUCCUGGGCUUCACAUAUGAGAUCCGCCUGGUGCCUGAUGGAAAAUACGGCUCGCAGGACGACAAGGGCCAGUGGAACGGCAUGAUCAGGGAACUUAUUGAACACAGAGCAGACUUGGCAGUGUCUCCUCUUACCAUAACCUACGUGCGUGAAAAGUUUAUUGACUUCUCCAAGCCCUUCAUGAGCAUGGGCAUCAGUAUCCUGUAUCGCAAACCCAAUACCACCAACAACGGCUUCUUCUCCUUCCUGAAUCCCAUGACUCCUGACAUCUGGGUCUACAUCCUGCUCGCCUACCUCGGGGUUAGCUGUGUCCUUUUUGUCAUUGCCAGGUUCAGUCCAUAUGAAUGGUACGAUGCACAUCCGUGUAACCCUGGAUCAGAUGUGGUGGAAAACAACUUCACCCUCUUCAACAGCUUCUGGUUCGGUGUCGGCUCCUUAAUGCAACAAGGCUCAGAACUGAUGCCCAAAGCCCUGUCAACCAGGAUCAUUGGAGGGAUAUGGUGGUUCUUCACACUGAUCAUCAUAUCAUCCUACACAGCUAAUUUAACAGCUUUUCUCACCGUGGAGAGAAUGGACUCGGCUGUGGACUCAGCUGACGACAUCGCCAAGCAGACAAAGAUCGAGUAUGGAGUCGUCAAAGAUGCCGCAACCAUGUCCUUCUUCAAGAAAUCUAAGGUUUCUACUUUUGAGAAGAUGUGGGCAUUCAUGAGCAGCAGGCCAAGCACGUCACUGGUGAAGUCUAUUGAGGAUGGGAUUCAGAGGGUGCUGAAGUCAGACUAUGCCCUCAUAAUGGAGUCCACCACUAUUGACUACAUCACUAGGAGGAACUGUAACCUGACCCAGGUGGGAGGGCUCAUCGACAGCAAAGGCUACGGCAUCGGCACUCCCCUCGGCUCUCCAUACAGGGACAAAAUCACCAUAGCGAUCCUAAGCAUCUUGGAGGAUGGGCGCCUACACAUGCUGAAGGAGAAGUGGUGGAGCGGGAACAGCUGCUUGGAUGAAGAGCGUCGUGAGACAGGCCCCAUGGGUAUCCAGAACCUGGGUGGUAUAUUCAUCGUGCUGGCUUCUGGCCUAGUGCUGUCUGUCUUCGUGGCGAUUGCUGAAUUCAUCUACAAGCUAAGGAAGACUGCAGAACGUGAGCAGGUCUUUGUGCAGUGCCAUGGUGGACGAGAUCAGACUGUCGUUCACCUGCGAGAGGCGAGUGAAACACAAGCCUCAGCCUCCAGUCAUGGCGAAGACGGAUGCAGUGAUAAACAUGCACGCCUACAACGACCGACGACUCCCAGGAAAGGACAACAUGAGCUGCAGCACUGGGAUGACUCCUGUGUUCCCAUGACAUUGUGUUCCCCCCAGGGCAAGAACCUCAUAAGCAAUGUGUCAGGGGCAGUGCCAGAGACUAGAGACAAUGGCAUAGACGGAAUCACCAGAUACAUCAUCAACCACAGUGACAUGGGGACACUAACAAAACACGGGCAUCUCAAAAUGGCAGCAUCAGCCACACAGGUAUGACAACAUUCACCACUUUAAUCCAAACCACAAAAGAUUUGAAAAUAAGAAAUAUGCGGGGGCGGUUCCGGGAAAAGAGUACACCCAAAUAUUCAGUUUUAAGUCUGAUGUUUACGUGCGCAACAUAAAAACACAAGAAAAUACACAUAAUUUUAAGGAAUCCUCAUCAGUGAAAAGACUGAGAAUUGUACUGGACCGAAGUGAGACGAAAGGCUUUGAUGAGAAUGGCAAUAAAAGACAGAUAUACAAGGACAAGGAAGGGCAGUUUUCAUUGAAGAUCAGUUUUGUUAAAUAUCACGUUCUAACCUUUAUCCUGUUGAUUUAUACAAACUCCUAAAUGGCCUUUGACAGCAGAAAAUAAAGUUACCUCAAACCAGUUGUCUAGGCUUAUAUGGUUAUUUUUGAGUUAAAGGCAGUAGGAUAUGAUAAAGGAUCGUUUGAAGGCUUGGUUCACAGGGACAUUGUAAAAGUACUCGAUCAGCAUUUGCAGUGUUGUUAUUGGUGAAAACCCUUAGCAAGACAACUGUUCAGCAGUUCGUUGGUUAAAGUUGUGAUGUGUAUAUUGUUCCUCACAAAUUAACCAUUGAUGCAAAACAAGCUACAAUUGAGAGAAAUCCAUAUUAAACAGGAAAUUCCACUAUUGAUGACUGGAUCAGUUUUAUGUGAUAAAUUUGGCCAGAAACACAAAUUAUUUCAGAAAGGAUUUUGUACAUGACUGAAUUUUAAUCAUUUAAAUUGCCAAAGAUCUGAUCAUUAAACAGAAUUAUAUACUGACAAGUUAGAGCCAUAACUGCUCACUCAGCUUCUUAGAGAGCACUCACCUUGUGGUCCAUGCAAAGGAAAUUGGAGUGGUGUAAAUUGGACUAUCAAGGGGUUCUACGAAUCCCUUGGUGCAGGGUAAUAUGUAGAAGGGGAAUUGUAUUUGGGACAGUUGUGGCAUUGUCUUUGCUUGGUUAAACAAAAAAAACACCUCACUUCAAACUAUCAUUAUCAACAAAGCAAUCAAAAAAUAAGAAAACUACUGGAUGAACUUCCCAAUCCGUUAAUCAAUUCCAAAAGUCCAGGUUCAGUUUUUCACCAUGAUUAAAAUGAUAGCAUGCUACAGAAUGGGAUGGAAGGCAUUGUAUCAAUAAAGAAUUGUAAGGCACAGAGACUGUGACCUUAAAACUGAAAUGCAUUUUUGAGUGCAUUUAAUUGUGACCAUCAAAAUAUGCGCUGGUCUUUUUCCAUGGCUACAUGACUGCUCAAUGUCCCCAGUAUUUCUGAACAUGUUGUUGAACAGUUACUUUAUUUUACAGGCCUGAAUCAAGAGGCUUUUUGUUUUUCACUAAGUGUAAUGAAAACUGGCCAAGGUUUGCUUUUAAAUGAGGAAAGACUUCGAAGAUUAUCUUUUUUUUUACUCCAUUACCUGGUGUGAACAGAGUAAUUCCAUACUUGUAACAUGCUGAAGGACAAAGUGAUGAAUAGAUGGUGGAUAGACUGAGGACAGACGUUUUGUGUGUUCAUGUUGACUUUAAUGUCUGUCGAGUAAGUAUAUAUGUAAAGCGAGUGUAAUUGAGAGCUGUGUGAAGAUUCGAAGAGUCUGUGAGCUGCUGCCACGUGGGAGCUGAACAAACAACAAACCUCUGUGAGAUUCAAGUUGUGGAAAUGUCGAGGAAAAAAAAAAAAUCUAUGACUAAAUAUAUGAUUCAAGGAAACUCCGAUCUGUAAAACUUAGCGUUGGUUUGGUAGAGAGUCACUGUAUAAUUGUUUAUCGAUUCCCUUCUGCAAAGUAGAGUAUGUAGAUAAGAUCAGCAGGAGAAAAUGUAUUUUGCUAAAUUUAUACUGUUAUAAAUGAAUUCUGUUCACAGUCAAAUAUGUUAUAGAUGCUAUUUAUUUCAUUAGAGAGUUCACUUUAAACUACUUCCCCAGUUCCAUAGCCCCAAAACUCUUUAAUGCAUUAUAUUAUUUGAUGGCUAGUAUAUUUCUACAAGGUGAACGUGAAAUGAAAAUGUUUAACUUUCCCAAGAAUUUAGCGGACACUCCCUUAGAGUAAGGUUUAAUCUUAUGUAACUGCCCCUAUACUUCUCUUGAGAAUCCAAUAAGGACCAGGGGCCAUAUUCAUGAAGCUGGUGACGAACUUCUACGGAAAAUUGUUACUUGAAUUGAAACUUGUUACAGGUAAGACAAGAUCCUGCUAUUCACCAAGAGUCUGAGCCCUUAAGAGAGCCUCCUUGAGUGAAAAACUGUUAGGAGCAGGGACAAGGAUUUUUUAAGAGGCUUUAAAAUUCCUUAAGCUGACGAGAAAAUUGUGUUAUUACGUUUUUUUUAAGAUAACGUUGCCAGUGGUUGUAAGUAAGUGACACAGCGCUCACCUGUGCAUGAAGAAUCCAAUUUCUAUGCUGCAAUCUCCGUUUUUUUGCUUUUAGACUGCAGAACACAUGGCUAUGACACUGGUGCUGCACGGGAAGGAGGCGUUAACUCGCUUUGCUAUAUUCUCCCUCACCUGCCUCUCUGCUUGCGCUGUAACAUCAGGUUUGAAGUCUAUUCAUAAAAUGGUUUUACACGUGUCCACAAACUAAGUUAAGAUUAAACAUCGCUCAUCUCUCCAGUGCUUCCACUCUUUUUUUAAUCCAUUUUUUCCCACACCUUUUAAAAGAGCUUGUCAUACUAGCGAGUAACAGUUUUUGUCUUAUUCUUACUGAGCUGCUCAGAGAACUUCCCUUGCUGGAAAGUUUUAGGCUGAGUUUGGAGUUGUAUGAGAGUGUUCUCAGAAUGUUUGUGAAUAGGGCCCCUGGUCUAUUGUGUGGCCACAGUUGAAACGUGGCUAUACUACAUAACGUUACCCUCAUGUGUACUGUAGCUUUUCAUGCAGGUCAAAGACUCAAGUUGGCCUGUAUUUCACGUCUCUGAUAUGUGAAAAGAACUGAAGUCAUCAUAAUCAAAAUUAGUUACAACAGGGUUUCUGAUUUGGCUGAUUCAGUCAGUUUGGUUACUGAAUAUAUAAAUAUAUAUAUAUAUAUCUUUUUAUAAAUCAAUGUUAAUAAUAAUGUCAUUUUACACAAAAUUGUAUGAACUGUGAGAGAAAAGUAAUGCAACAUGUAAGCUACAUAACCUGUGUUCCAUUAGCAGUGUGUGAGUUUUGAUUUUCCAACGGUCAUGACGGUAUGCCUUUUUAUGUAUUCCUUUCUUUUCAGUUGCAAAGCUUCUAUCAUUUGGCAGAAAACCUCUCAAACAAUAUGAUUAAUAUGUUGGUGCCAACCAGGGUUUUCCUUGUGGACAUGCAGAAUUUAUAUGAAUAUAGUUUUUUGUAAGGUUUUGUAAAAAACAAAGGGAAAAAAAGAUUUUGUUUUCCUAGUAACUGUAUGUGUUAAGAGAACCUUAGAAUAAGCGACAUCUGAGUAAAACACGGGGAAAUUCAACAAAAUGUUUAAGAAAAGCUAUUGAAUUAUUUUCUUUUUAACUCACUGUGAAUAAUUCAAUUGUACAGUUUGCUGUAUGGGUUAUAUGAAGUUUUAAAUAAAAAAUACAAACUAUCUAUA
Messenger RNA from Hippoglossus stenolepis (Pacific halibut), 7190 nucleotides. RefSeq names its product glutamate ionotropic receptor kainate type subunit 3 (gene grik3). Gene Ontology annotation, biological process: synaptic transmission, glutamatergic; monoatomic ion transport; modulation of chemical synaptic transmission. Gene Ontology annotation, molecular function: kainate selective glutamate receptor activity; transmitter-gated monoatomic ion channel activity involved in regulation of postsynaptic membrane potential. The record is from RefSeq and is a predicted model, not a curated record. Bases 745 to 3672 code for a protein of 975 amino acids. Gene Ontology annotation, cellular component: plasma membrane; kainate selective glutamate receptor complex; postsynaptic membrane. Lineage: Eukaryota; Metazoa; Chordata; Actinopteri; Pleuronectiformes; Pleuronectidae. The transcript is spliced from 16 exons.